CGGCUGUUUGAUGAUUAAAACGAAAAUGGUGGUCAUAUUUUAUUUCCUACUCUUGCUCAGAGACAGACGUGUCAUAAAUGGUUACAAUUUGGAGACAAAAACUAUUCAAGUGGGUGAAAACGUGACCCUGACAUGUCCUCGCCUGCCAACCAGUCAAUCCCAAAAUUUGUUUUGGGUCAAAUUUUCUUCCGGAAACUGGCCUGAAUCUCUUGGACAAACAAUAACUGUUGAUUAUGAAAGGGUUCUCCAAAUUCGUCAUUUUACAUCAAAACAAGAGAAAGGAACAUUUGUUCUGCAUAUAAAAGAAGCUCAGCAUAAUGACACUGGCCUUUACUAUUGCAUCAAAGUUGAAUCAUUAAAGCUGAUAUUUGAGUAUGGAAUUCUUCUGAAGACUGAAGGCCAAGAACCAGAUCUCACUACUGUAAUUCAGGAGCCUCUACUUUACCCUGUCUUUCCAGGAGACCUGGUGACUCUAAGCUGUUCGGUUUUCUCUGACUGUGAGAGCAGAAAAUGCAAAACUGAUCACAGGGUGUACUGGUUCAAAACUGGACCAGAUGAGUCUCAUCCCAGUUUAAUUUACAUUGAUGGAAAAAGUGGAAAUGAAUGUCUGGAUCCUAAAAUGUGUGUCUACAGUUUCUCCAAAGACAUUACAGUCUCUGAUGCUGGGACUUACUACUGUGCUGUGGCCACGCAUGAAGGGUUAUUUUUCGGAAAUGGAACAUUUUUGGAUGUUCAAGAACAAUUCAGUUUUUGGAAGUCUAAAAUACUUCUGCUGUUGUGCGUGGCUGUGGGUGGAUGUCUAGUUGUCAUUAUGUGCCUCAUUUACACCUUGAUGAAGAAAGCUUCACAUUCUUGCAGUGAUGCCGUGAGGGAAUGUGGUACUCAGCAGAAAGAACAGAGCGAUGCACACUGUAUGGUUUAUUCUGCCCCAGCGUUCACCAAGACCAAUGUUGGAAAAGCGGAAAGACGGAAAAUAAAAGCAACACAUGAGGAGACAAUCUACACACGUGUCAGGAAUUGAGGGAUUCAGUAAUGCCUCAUUAAAUUAGCCAAGUAAUGCUAGUCAUUGUUUUUGUGAACACUCGGAAAAAUGACGAGUGUAUCCAGUUCAGAGGAUUUUUUUUACACCAUUCAAACUAGCUAUCCUUAUAUAGAAUAUUGUAUAUAUUUUCACAGUUUAUUCAUUGCGCAUUAUGUUUUUAUGCAAUGUUGACUCUUCCAAUGGCUAUUAUGCUAUGAAUUCUUUAAUGUUAAAAUUUAAAAGUAAAGAUUAGAUUACAAUAUAGCAGCGAGCAGCAUAACCAAAAAUCUGAGCUUAUUUUGUAGCCUGCAAUAAAUCUUCAAAGGUAUGUUUUGAAAUAUGUUUUAUAGUUAUAUAUUUUGCUUUUUAUGUUGUUUGCAUUGAUUUUUUUUCUGCUGAUCUGAAGUUCUUAAUCACUAAUUUCACUUAUAAAAGAUAGUCUACAUGUAAUUCAGACUGAAAUAUUGCCAUUUUUGAAUGAUUAAGAUUUUGUGACCACUUUCUCAGUGACCCAAGAGAGUGCACUUAUUUUUAAAAGAUCAACGCAUUGCUAUUGAUAUUUUUGUUUGGUUUUGUGAAAAACGCAUGUAUAU
Molecule: messenger RNA, 1614 nt
Organism: Xiphophorus maculatus (southern platyfish)
Lineage: Eukaryota; Metazoa; Chordata; Actinopteri; Cyprinodontiformes; Poeciliidae
Exons: 6
Coding region: 11-1021 (336 amino acids)
Biological process (GO): response to bacterium
Source: RefSeq, a predicted model, not a curated record